CCCGCCACAAACUUUCCAGCGACCACCAUGUCCUCGAGGGUGUCCACCGUCCUUACUGUCGCCGGAGUCACCGUCCUCGGUGGUCUCGUUGCCUAUGCUGUCUACUUCGACUACAGGCGGAGAAAUGACAGCGACUUCCGCAAGCGUCUGCGGAAGGACAAGAAGAAGGUUAAGCAGGUGACGCAGUCGCAGGAAAGCUCAACCGCAUCCCUCGGAGUGAGUCCGGAGGAGUUGAGAGCGGCCCUCAGCAAAGUCCGCGAUGAGGAGCUCCCGCCCGACCCGGACGCCAAGGAGCAGUACUUCAUGACCCAUGUCGGAAUGGGUGAACAACUGUGUGCGCAGGGUCCUAUGUUCUACCUUCCGGCGGCGCUGUCUUUCUACCGGGCUCUCCGGGUGUACCCCUCGCCUGUGGAACUUAUCAUGAUUUACCAGAAGACGGUCCCUGAGCCCGUAUUCAAGAUUGUCAUGGAGUUGACCAACUUGGACGUUAAGGCCCGUGUCGAAGGUUACUACGACGUUUUCCCGCCUAAGAACAUGAAUGUGUCCGUCCAACCUGCCCCUGGUGAUGCUAGCAAAGUCCGCAAAAUUCUCGUCGCUGAGAAGGACUUUGAACCCGGAGAUGUCAUAUAUAAGGAACGGCCCGUUGUCGCAAUCCUCGACCCAGAUCUCCAGGACAAGGGUACUUACUGCAGUCAUUGUCUUCGUUCCAUUCAGAAAGACUUCGCCAUUCGUCCGGACUCUGACCGCCUUGGCUCCGUCUAUUGCUCAAAGGAGUGCCAGGUCAAGUCCAAGAUCCAGUCUCAUAACCUGUUAUUCGGUCUCGAAUCUGUUCUCCCUCCGGAGCUGGACCUCGGGCAGUCAGUAUUGGCGAAACCCGCUCGAGAUGAAGCCCAGACGAAGUUUACGGAGUACGUCAAGGCGCAAGGCCGCUCGAUUCCCCUGCUCUCUGCCCGGUUCGUCGCGCGCCAGAUCGCAAUUGAGACGGCGAAGAUGGUGCCCAACAAGUCGGCCGCCCUAGCGGAAGAGAUUGCGGACGCGUCGAUCGGUGGCACCGACUACAGCUUGUACGACCACAUGGAGCGCUUGCGGUUUGUUGACGGCAAGGCCUCUGAAGAGGAGACAAAGCUCCUGUGCGCCGUCCUGGGUGCUGCUUUGCCUGGUUUGGAACAGUCGGUGACGGAGGAGCGGUUGGCCACGUACCAGGGCAAGCUAGCGUACAACGCAAUUGGGGUCUGCUACUCUGGCGGAAGAGACGACAACCCUGAGUCCUCAAAGCGCCCUGAGGAACAAGAACGGACGCGUACGCCAUAUGGUCACUUGCGACAGAUCGGUAGUGGUCUCUACCUGGUUUCGGCCUACAUUGCGCACUCUUGCUCUCCGUCAGCGAGGCCCUCGUUUAGCUCUGGUACCUCCGAGCUGUCCCUCAUUGCAUCCAAACCCAUCAAAAAGGGCGAAGAGAUCACCAUGUCCUACGUGGAUGUCUCGCAGCACCCCGACGAGACAGCGGAGCAGGCCAGGAGGCGUCGUCGUCAGGAGCUCGCUCGUGGGUGGAGGUUCAAGUGCGAGUGCGAGCGAUGCCUCUCCGAAGCUACUGAUGGCAACGAGAGCGAUGUUGGCGUCGAGAAGGACGAGUCGAAGGUUGAGGAUGUUGUCAAGCGUGUCGGGUUGGGCGCCGAGGCCUAUCUCAAACCGCACUAAAAGCAGCUGCCAGUCACAUCUCAUAUGAAGUUAUAGAUACGUAGUGCUCUAAUCAUAGGACAGUCGUUUGCAUGCAUCCCGUUCUCAGUGCCAUACACUUCUGCUUGCACGCAUACUUGCAUUGGCUUUCGACCACAU
Fomitopsis serialis is the source of this 1836-nucleotide messenger RNA. RefSeq names its product MAS20-domain-containing protein. Bases 28 to 1698 code for a protein of 556 amino acids. The transcript is spliced from 9 exons. Gene Ontology annotation, molecular function: protein binding. Gene Ontology annotation, cellular component: nucleus; mitochondrial outer membrane translocase complex. The record is from RefSeq and is a predicted model, not a curated record. NCBI's taxonomy places the organism in Eukaryota, Fungi, Basidiomycota, Agaricomycetes, Polyporales, Fomitopsidaceae. Gene Ontology annotation, biological process: protein targeting.